Messenger RNA from Cordyceps fumosorosea ARSEF 2679, 462 nucleotides. Its product is annotated as Carboxylesterase, type B. Gene Ontology annotation, molecular function: acetylcholinesterase activity. Gene Ontology annotation, biological process: acetylcholine catabolic process; choline metabolic process. NCBI's taxonomy places the organism in Eukaryota, Fungi, Ascomycota, Sordariomycetes, Hypocreales, Cordycipitaceae. The transcript has 3 exons. Gene Ontology annotation, cellular component: plasma membrane. The record is from RefSeq and is a predicted model, not a curated record. Bases 1 to 462 code for a protein of 153 amino acids.
AUGCUCCACACCUCGACGCUCGCCUGGGCAGCUGUUGCUGCAGCGGUCCUCGGCGUGGAAGCCAGCAGGCCCCCGGAGCCUCUACCUCGACGUCUAUGUCCUACGGCGCGCGAGCAGCCCCGCUUGCCCGUCAAUGUCUACUCCUACGGCGGGGGCAACAUCGGCGGCGCCAUCACCUACCGGCUGUACAACGCCUGUAGCCUCGCCCGCGACGCUAUCGUCGUCACUUUCAACUACCGCCUGGGCGCUCUCGGCUUCCUCGCGCUCGACGCGGCCGGCAUCCGCGGCAACGCCGCCAUCCCCGACCACCUGGUAGCACUGCGCUGGGUCCGGGACAACAUCGCCGCGUUUGGCGACGCGCCCGACCGCUCGGGCGGCGGCAGGGACGUGACGAGCUACGAGAUGGCGCAGAAGGCGGGCGCGGCGUAUGCGGAGUACCUGCACUGCCGGCGCACGAUGUAA